AUGCCAUGGAAGGCCAAAUCCUCCCCAUUCGAGGAGAUGCCUGCUGCGACUUGGGUUCAUUUCUUUCAGAGCGUCGGUCUCGACAAGAUUGAAGAUUGGGAUGACCAGGGCAUGCGGCGGGUCAUUGCUGACUAUCUGCCGAGUGACCUUUUGGCUGCCCCUCCGUACGCACAGAUCGGUGUUGUUGUCACAGCUGCCUCGACAACACAAGGAGGGGCAUUCUGGACCACCAAUACGCAGUCGGAGUACCCCAUCAUCUUCGGUCAUGGCUUUCAAUUUUACUUCCGUCAACAUCCUAUUCUUGGAGUCCUUGGAGUAUACUGGCAGUACAGUAAGAAGAGAAAGUCCAAGCACGAUUCUCGCCCUACACGCGGCGAUAUUGGAGCCAAUUGGCUGUACAACAAGACGAAUAGAGGCAAAGAAGAUACUCAACAGAAAGCCCGCAAAGAAGCGUUUGGGACGGUUUGCAGUCUAUCUCAGCUCCGUGUGGCCAUGCUUCACGCUCGUGGGACCAUAGAGGUUGACAGACAAUCGCUGUUUCGCACUGCACCUCUUGUGCGCGGGAAUGAUACAUCUUCUCCGGUUCUGAACUUGUUGAACGGACAGCAUCGAGUCCAGACAUUGCGGUUCAUGCUGUCUGUUUCAAAGAAGCAGAUGAAAGCCUGGAGCCAAGAGUCGUUCAUCCUGGACUACGGAGAACUUUCCCAAGACCAGUACAUGCCCAUUGUUGGGCUAUUCUUGGCCAGCACACCGCGACAUCUCCCUGCGUUGUUUCCGACGGAUAUGUUGAGCAAAAAGCCACCGCUCACGACCCUGGCUUUGAAUGGACACUACUGGACUGAGGUCACAAGCGAAGACAUCAGAGGGGAUGAUAUGUCCGACUGGCCUUUGUCACUGAAGCCUCCAAGUUGGGAGGGUGUUCAGUGGCUUAAGACUGGCAUGGCUGAAAUCGGGCUCAUCAACCGAAAGAGCUUUGACGAAUACGUUGAGAAAGUCCGGCAUGAGGUGGAUGAGCAGUUGAAGCGCGGCGAGAACGAGACACCAAACCCGAUCGUCUUCAAAGUUGUCCUGCUUCUCUGUCUGAAGAUGCUCCACAACGCUGGUACUUUCCGCACGUGGUUUGUUGACUAUCCACCAGAAGCCCGCUCUUGCUUGAGAUACAUCACGCUUCUACAAAUAGAGCUACGGGAUCGUUGGUUUCUGGGUCAACCAAGAGCACACAUCGAGUCUCGCGCGAUUCUCAUUUGUAACACGACCAUCACAUUGAUGCUGGCGGCUAAUAUCGCAUCUGACAAAGAAGACAUGAGUCAUUCAACGUCCAACACCGGAAAGGGUAACAUCUGGAACCACCAUUCACGUUACGAUGACUUUUUGAAAUCUUUGGGCCUAACUGACGGAACUCUGGAUGAAGCUCGUCGAAGCUGGAAUGUUCAACGAAGCUGUGAUCGCAAAAGCCUUUCGAUCAGUGCCGCUGAUGAACCCAAACGAAACGCCUCAGAAGGUCCUGGUGAGACGCUGGCACCUUUGGCUUCACAGUGGAAGCCGUUCGAUUCAGAGCUGAAGCGUCUUGUGUGUACCGUGUACAACAAAGAAUGGGAGCUGUUCAACACUCAUCAACUCUUGAACAGGCUGGCCAAACCGGUUGAACUGGGGCCUGAUCAGACGUACCGGAAAUGGCGGCCCGUCCAGGUUGCAGGGGAAGACCAGUCGACUAAGACGAUCGAUGAUCUGGUUAUAUAUCGCUGCGUCUCGAUUGCGAUGCUGUUUCAAACAACACCUGACAAUAGCGACUUACGUCGAUCGGGCCUCUGGGAACAAGUCGUGGCUAUCAUUUAA
Messenger RNA from Colletotrichum aenigma, 1836 nucleotides. RefSeq lists its product as uncharacterized. The record is from RefSeq and is a predicted model, not a curated record. NCBI's taxonomy places the organism in Eukaryota, Fungi, Ascomycota, Sordariomycetes, Glomerellales, Glomerellaceae. The transcript has a single exon. The coding region runs from base 1 to 1836 and encodes 611 amino acids.